Messenger RNA from Epinephelus fuscoguttatus (brown-marbled grouper), 9945 nucleotides. RefSeq names its product ArfGAP with RhoGAP domain, ankyrin repeat and PH domain 3 (gene arap3). The record is from RefSeq and is a predicted model, not a curated record. Gene Ontology annotation, biological process: signal transduction; positive regulation of GTPase activity. Lineage: Eukaryota; Metazoa; Chordata; Actinopteri; Perciformes; Serranidae. Gene Ontology annotation, molecular function: protein binding; phosphatidylinositol-3,4,5-trisphosphate binding; GTPase activator activity. Bases 247 to 5430 code for a protein of 1727 amino acids. The transcript has 35 exons.
CCCAGAGUUCCCAGUGUGACCGAGAGCGGCUCCGGACUUUACUGGCUUACUCACUGGGACAGAAACCUGCAGAGACCGGAACCCAGAACCAAGGACCCGUAACCCAGGACCCAGAACCAGGACCGGGACCAGAACCAGGACCCAGAGCGGAUCAGAGAUGGACAGCUGCUGUCUGUCCCUGCUGUAGGUCAGUGAUGGCCGUGGUGUUUCCUGAAUGCGGAGGAGACCAAGUCAGAUCCAGACUCCAUGUUGGUCGUCAUGGCCUCGCUGGAUGGAAGCACGCCGGUUGAGACUCUUCUGGCAGCGAUCCAUCUAGAGAGGUACCAGGACACCUUCCGUCGAGCUGGUCUCCUGUUGGCUAGAGACUUCACACACCUGGAUAAUGAUGCUUUGGUCAGCCUGGGUAUAACCGCCACAGGAUACAGGAAGAGAAUCCUUCGAUUGGUCAGUCACAUUCAGAGGACAGAGAGUCAAAGAGCCAAUCAGAAAGCUGAUCUCCCACGUGAUCGCUGUCAGUCUGUGACGGACAUUACUUUAUCUGGUCACAGCGCUGCAUCGCGGCGUCAGUCGUCUGGACCCAUUGACUUUGAGGCGCUCAGGAACAGUUCGGCUCCAAACCUUGGCGCCAUGUUGACCAACUCUGACAGCAGCAGACCUGCGGUGAAGCCAGUUCCAAAACCCAGAACUGUAUUCAACCGCCGCAGGACAACACCCGUCCACUUCUGUCCAACACCAGACCCUGCACCGCCUCCAUCCAGGAGGCUUUCCCAGGAGUCCAUCUGUUUUACUGUGUUAGAGGGUUUGACCUCAGGGGACACGCCCACACCUGACAACAGGUUGACCUCUGACCUCAACGAGAACUCAGCCACACCCAGCCGAAAACCGAACCAGACGGAAAGGAGGAAGCCGAGUCGUAGCUUGUCUCUGUCAGACGCUGGAGGGUUUUUACCUCCUGUUCCCCCGAGGCUGAACCGUGGGAUCCCCCCCGCCACGUUCCAGGGGUCCCCACCAUCUUCUUCUUCACCUGUACGGACAGAGCAGAACCAGACGGUUCCUUUGACUUCCUCUCCUGGUAGUCUUGACAACAGCAGGCUCUCUGGAUCCUCGCCGACUGGUUCACCCAGAGGUGGCGGGAUGGAGAUGGUCUCUAAUGAGAUCUACUGGGGGACGUUACCUAGUUCUACUGCCCCCAGUUUAGGGAGGAGUUACUGCAGCCAGCAGUCAGCACCUCCGACUCCACCCAGACAAACACCUGAGAGGCACCCAGAGAGGAAUAGUGGCAGCACUUUAAGUAACAACUCUUCAGGAUCAGCCAGAGCUUCAACAGACGACCCUGAGGAGGAGAUCAGCCCGUACUGUGAAACUGUUUUUCAAACCAGAAGAAAUCCGCACAUAUGUGAGAGUGAAAGGAGCAGACUGGAUGAGAGAGACAUGAGGAAAGGGGAGGACAAACAUGCAGAGGAUCAUGGGUGUCAGAAGUUCUCCUGGACGAAGCGUUUGUCUCAGGCUCUUCACUCCGGAGACUCUCAGGGUUACAGCACCGUCGGAGAACCUCCACCUCCUGUCCGCUACCUCUCCCUGCCCAACCACACUUUCCCCGCAGACGCUGAUGAGGACCUGACCAUCUCCCCCUACGCCAGCUACACCUCCCUGACUGAGAGAGCCCCGCCCAUCAUCAGCGGCUGGCUGGACAAGCUGUCUCCACAGGGGAAUUAUGUUUUCCAGAAGCGCUACGUGAAGUUUGAUGGCAAAAACCUGAUGUACUUUGGCAGUGAUAAGGACGUCUACCCUAAAGGAGUGAUCCCAUUGGCUGCCAUCCAGAUGGCCCGCCCAGCCAAAGACAACAAAUUUGAAAUCGUGACAAGUCACAGGAUUUUUGUUUUCAGGGCCGAUAAUGAAGUGCUGAGGCGGCGGUGGGUCGGCACGAUGCAGGAACACGUAAGAGAUCAGCUGGUGUUCGGUCGUCGGCGCUUCGGUCCCGGAUCUCACUGUCAGAGACACGGAGUUCUCGAGCUGAAGGGAACCAAGUCCAAAGUGUACGCCGCCAUCAACACGGAGCAGAUCUGGAUCUACAAGAGCGAACAGUGCUUUCGUAACGGAAUCGGCAUCACAGUGAUCGAAGCUCGAGGAUCGACGAUCAGGGACGGGAAACACAAGAGCUUCGACCUCAUCACGCCGUACAAAACCUUCAGCUUCACGGCAGAGUCGGAGCGGGACAAGCGGGACUGGAUGGAGGCGCUGCAGGAGGCCAUCGCAGAGACUCUGUCGGACUACGAGGUGGCCGAGAAGAUCUGGUCCAACCGAUCCAACAGGAUGUGUGCCGACUGCAAGGCCCUGAACCCCGACUGGGCCUCCAUCAACCUGUGUGUGGUCAUCUGCAAGAACUGCGCAGGGCAGCACAGAGGUCUGGGGACGAUGGUCUCUAAAGUUCAGAGUCUCAAACUGGACACCAGCGUGUGGAGCAACGAGAUCGUCCAGCUGUUCAUCAUGCUGGGGAACGACCGUGCCAAUGACUUCUGGGGGGCUCGGCUGUCUGUGUCGGAGGAGUUGGACUGUGACGCCUCCCCCGAGCAGAGACGAGACUUCAUCACCCAGAAAUACAGAGAGGGACGAUAUCGACUCCCGCACCCGGCGUUCAGCAGCCAGGAGGAGCUGCUCAAGGUCUUGUGCUCGGCCGUCUCUGAACAGACUCUUCUGAAAACUGUCACUCACAUUUUCUCGGAGGCGGAGUCAGCUCGCCUUGCAGACGACUCCAGCGACUGCCAACGACAUAAUCCGCUCCUGGAUCGCUGCAUCACUUCAGAUCCCAGUGUGUACGAUGAGAUCAUGCAGCCCGUCCUUCACUCUGGUUACCUCUACAAGUCCGGCUCCGUCCACAGAGGGACGCUGUCCAGGAAGACUCGAGAAGACUUCCAGAAGUUCUGGUGUUCAGUGGAUCAGUCUCUGCUCUUCUACGAGUCGGACCGAUCAGGUGAUCCCUGCAUGCAGAUCAGCGUUAAAGACAUCGUGUGUUUGGGCGUCAGUCGACCCGACUCCUCCAACAACAACAACGGCUUCAUCGACAGGUUUCGUUACACCUUCGAGUUGUAUUUGACUUCAGAGAAACUUUAUCAGUUUGGUUUGGAGACGGCCGACGCUCUGCACAGCUGGACCAAAUCCAUCGGGAAGGCUGCGACCCCCCUCAGCUGUCACUGCCUGCUGACUCGGGAGUUUGAGCGGGUCGGCCUGCUGCGGUACAGAGCCAUGUUGGAUCCUCAGCAGUGGAAGGAGGCGUACUUCGUCCUGCAGAAGUCCAACCUCUUUAUCUGUCCCCGAAAUGAUGGAGCAGCCGAGGACAUCAUCAACCUGAACCGUCUGCAGGAGCUCAGUAUCACCUCUGAGACUGAGAACCACGAGAAGAAAGACAUCCUGGUCUUAGUAGAAAAAGGAAGGACCGUCCACCUGCAGGGCGUCGGCCGCACAGAUUUCUCUCUGUGGUACUCUGACAUCCAGCGAGCGGCCGGCGGUAAAGGAAACACACUGAGGGAGCAGCAGCUGAGCAGAAAUGACAUCCCGAUCAUCGUGGACAGCUGCAUCGCCUUCAUCACUCAGUAUGGUCUUGGCCACGAGGGGAUCUACAGGAAGAACGGCGCCAAAUCCAGAAUCAAACUCCUGAUGGAAGAGUUUCGUAAAGACGCUCGGAACGUCAAACUGCGGAUCGGAGACCACUUCAUUGAGGACGUGACGGACGUCCUGAAGAGGUUCUUCAGGGAGAUUGAGGACCCCAUCUUCAUGGCCGAGCUCCACCCACUGUGGCAGGGGGCCGCCAAAAUCCCUCAGAAGAGUCAGAGGUUGGACCGCUACAAAGAGAUCAUCCGGAGUCUUCCUCGAGUCAACAGGACCACUCUGGCCGCUCUCAUCAGUCACCUGUUCAGAGUCCAGAAGUGUGCCGAUCUGAACCAGAUGUGCACAAAGAACCUGUCGCUGCUGUUCGCUCCCAGUCUGUUCCAGACUGACGGGAAAGGAGAGCACGAGGUGAAGAUCGUAGAGGAUCUGAUAGACAACUACCUGUACGUCUUUGAUAUCGACGAGGAGCAUCAGACUCAGAUCGAGCUGGAAAUUAGCCUCAUCACCACCUGGAAGGACACUCAGCUGUCUCAGGCCGGUGAUCUGAUCAUCGAAGUCUAUCUGGAGAUGAAGAUACCAGACUGCUGCAUCACUCUCAAGGUGUCUCCCACCAUGUGUGCUGAGGAGCUGACCAAUCAGGUUCUGUUCAUGAGGAACGUCCCGGCCGGAGACAAAGACGUGUGGAUGACGUUUGAGGCCAUUGAGGACGGACAGCUGGAGCGUCCGUUACAUCCCAAAGAGAAAGUUCUGGAGCAGGCUCUGCAGUGGUGCAAGAUGGCCGACCCGAGCUCGGCCUACCUGGUGGUGAAGAGAGUUCCUAAAGGAGAAGGCAUCAACAUCCUCACCUCCUAUAAGAGUGAGAUCAUGAAGGUCGGUCUGCUGAAGUGUCGUGAGGAACCUCCGAAGCUCCUGCAGGGGAACAAGUUCCAGGAGCGAACGUUCCAGAUCAUAAACCACAAACUGCUGCUGCUCAAAGACAAGAAGAGCAUCAAACCAGAGAAGGAGUGGUCUCUGAAGUCCAUGAAGAUCUACAUUGGCAUCCGCAGGAAACUGAAAGCUCCGAGCAGGUGGGGAUUCACAGUGAUGUCCGACAAACACCAGCUGUAUCUGUGCUGCAGCUCUGAGGCUGAACUGUGGGACUGGAUCACCAGCUUCCUCAAAGCUCAGAAUGAUGACCCGGGCCCUCCGGUCCUGAGGCGUCACUCCUCCGCAGAUAUCUCCAAGCAGAAGUUCGGCACGAUGCCGCUCGUGCCCAUCAGAGGAGAUGAGAGCAACAACAGCAUGCUGGCGGCCAAUCAGAAGCUGAGAAAGUUACACGACAGAAGGACGCUCUCCAUGUACUUUCCCAUGAAGGUGCAGCAGGACUCAUUUGAGGAGCGUUCGGAGUCUCCUGACCUUCCUGAGCCGCUCUACGAGGAGGUCGGGGACUUCGGCCUGCAGGUCCUUAAAUCUCUGGAGACCAGCUUCCUGUCCAGCAGCGCUGCCGAGACUCAGGAAGUCCCAGACCUCCCGCCGCUCAGACUAAUUCCCGUGGAAGCCGGGCACUCGGACCACAUAAUCAUCCCCAAAUCGGGGUGUUCCGGCGCCGGCUCUGUGGACAGUCUGGAGCAGAGCGGAGGCAGCAGCGGAGGAGGUGAUGGAGAAGACUUGAACGUCCCUCAGCAGCCUGCAGUGAGGAAGAGGCAGCAGCUGCAGGGAGUCUGUACUCCAUCACAGGAGCUGCUGCUGCAGGAGCUGUCAUCUGCUUUCACCAAGAAGACUGAGGAGGAGGAGGAGGGGGGGGAGAAGGAGGAAGAGGAGGAGGAGAGGCCGUAUGAUGUCUGAGAGGAAAGAAGGUUUUAUCACAGCUCGGUGAAAUCUAUCAAAGUUUCCACAGAGUCUGGUGAAGUCAGGAAGCAAUCAGUUUCAUUUCUAUAACCCUGAAUCGCACAUUUGUCCAAGAGCUCCUCACAGCAUGUGACCCCCACGAUCAUUCUGCCCUUUACAGAAACUUUCACUGGAAUAAAAGCAGCCGGGAGGACUUUUAUAAUACCAGCAAAGACACUGAGAAGGACUCAUUUAACCCUGUAAUAUUUGGUCAGUCCCCUCAGAUUAAUGAAUCAUGCCUUGGAAUUACUCUGAUGAUUCUGCUGGCACUGCAGCUCCCAGAUCUCCUCCUGAUUAACUGGUUUAAAAAGAUAAGAAAGAGGAUUCGGGAGAGCUCAGAGCUCUGAUGGAGACGUUCACAAAGACACCUCCAACCUGCUGCUGUUGGUGCCUUGCUCUGCCUCCAGUGAGGAACCAAAACGUCAGCUCUGAGAGACACAGAACCGAAAACUUUCACACAGUCUGAUGGUUUCUGAUGGAACGUAGGAAGUCAAAACUCAGAGACAGAGGAGCAGCGGACACUGUGAUUGGCUGAAGGGUCACGUGACUCACAGUCAGAGUGACAGAACGAGUGAAGUGAAGUAGAUGGGAGGAGGAGCAGGUCGUAGACUGAGGUCAAAAGAGUAGAAUUAAAAAGAUACUGUAAGAACAGACUGAAGCUAUUAUUUUAAAUUAUAUAUUAUUAAAUUACAUAUCUGUGUAAUCUUUUAAUGCCAAAUAACAAGCUCAUCGUCGUCUGGAUUAUAGCACAAACUGUAUACAGUCUGUAUAUAUUUAAAGGGGUGUUCCGUAGAUUUAUCAUCACACUCCUGUGACUGAAAAAAGGAUCUAAAUCGAUGCAGCACACAUUCUCCUUCAUUACCCACAGUGCACCUCUCCCUCUGACAGCUGUGUGGGCAAUUGUCGUGUGUUAUGUCAGUAGCAGCUUAUGUAGCCUGAGGCCUCUGACCUGCAGCAGAGAUGAGCAGCGGGCUGCAGAGGUCUGGUAAGCUCACUUCUGUUUUUUACUCCACACUCUGAUGAGACUUCACACAGCUCCCUCUGGACACACAAAAGGCUUUAUAUCAUGUUUAACACAUGUGCAGUAGAUCAGUGGUUCCCAACUGGUGCAGCCACAGCGUCCAGAUAUCUCCUUAGUCAUUAAAGGUCCACACAGUUUAAUAUAUUCAGCGUCAUACUCGCAUUUGGCCAUGUCGUCCAGUUAGUUUGCCGUCUCUGUCAAGUAGCUGAAGCUGAAGUUAAAACAGAUGAAACAGAAGUUGGGAACCACUGCAGUAGAACGCCUCAACACCAGGAGAGGGAAGGAGGAAAUGGCUUCCAGUAUUUGAUUGAUUUGAUGCUUAAAGACACAGAACAGACAACAAACACCUGAGUUUGAAAAAGAAAAUAAAAGAAUACAUCACCUGCAAAAUGAUGAUUUGUAUGUCAGUUGCUGACGCUGUGUUUCGUGGAAUUCGUUCUCGUGAUGCCUCAACAGUGAACGGAGAAUCUGAAAAAGCCGAACAAUCGUCGUAAACUGCAGUAAACGAGGAUUAUGUUUAACAGCAGCAAAAAACUACAUCAAAACAUCUGUUAGCAAACUCUGGCUUAACUUGUGCAGUAUCAUCCAAGUCUCAUUUAUCUAGUCGUGUGCUCAGUGCUUCCCAGACACAUGCAUUUUUCCUAAAAUCAGGCACGUGCACAGAUGCACCUGCACUUUUGCCCUUCUUGCAAGACAUGUUUUUCUAUUUCUUUUUAUGAUUUUAUAUUUUAGCUUUUAAGUUGAGCCCAUGGCGUCAGUUUCAAAUUAAAAGUGUGUUGUUUGCUCGACAACUGCAUUUGAGUCGAGCUCCUGCCUCCACAUUUUCUCUCGUGGCAGGUGCACGCAAAUCGAGUCAACAGCAGCAUCACGUCUUUAUGGACAGCCAGAUGACGAUAGUGUUUGCCCUAAGCGUCAGCGCUGUUUGUCACUGAUAUAAAUUAAACCACUAUAAAGACAUCUCAAUACAGCCAGUCUAACGUGGGCAAUAACCCACCAUUAAGUUUCAGUCUUGCCUAAAACCACACUGCCUCCCUCCAACUCUUUGCCAGAUUCAGGUUCAGCAGCAGCCCAGAGUGAGCAGAGACAGACACUGAAAAUCUUCCCCACUUUAACUGAUCUUUUUAAACCAAAAUCAUUUUGAAAUCAAGUUUAUGUUUCCCACGUCGCAGCUCUGAUAAAUGAUUUCAACAAAAAUAACCUGCAGUUUGGGGCUGUGCUGCGUAAAGAGCGCAGAGGAGCAGAGGAGGUGCAUGGGGUGUAUGCGUCUGUUUUCUGGGAGUGUUUAGGAAAAUUUAAAUCCUAUUUAGAAGAUAAUUAUAACAAUUAGAGCAAGACUAUUAAAAAAGCAAAGGAGGGGAAGAGAAUGAGGAAAGAAGAAGAACAAAUUGAGGAGAGAAAAGGAAAGGAUUCAAGAAUAGAGAGGAGAGAAGUGGAGAAUGCACGUAGCCUGAUUGUUGCGACUGAAAAUAGGCAAUGCAGAUGGAGAAGUGGAAGCCUGAUUGUAGAAAUUGUUGAAUAUUUUUUGGCACAUACCAUUUCUUACUUUUGUCUGUAUGUUUAUUUUGAGUAUGGAUCCUACACAUUGUUCUAUAAAGAGACCCCUGGUGUCUGGGCUACUGGGCCAUGCCUGAGACUGCUAAAUGACACUUUGAUUAUAGUGCACGAGUUGUGUGAGGGUUUGUAAACCGAUGUUUUCAUAUAAUUUUGCUGUCGUUAAACAUGGUCAUCCGUUACUUCAGUUCAUGAAUAAUUGGGGCUGCCCCCCUGACUAAGAAUUUUACUAGUCGACUAGUCCUCAUCAGGGUCCAUCAGUGGACUAGUCUCCUGCAUGUUUCUGAUAUGAAUGUAAUGAUUAAAUGAUAUAUUUUGGUGGUUUGAGUUGAAGGUGUGAGAAAGAAUAGUAUCAGUAACAUUGUUAACACUGUGCUACAUUACAGAGAAAUACAAACCGUACUAAUGAACCUUCAUUAAUAUAGGCCUAUAUUUUAUCUCCAAGUGCACGUCACACACUGAGCGAGCCGCCUGUUAAUGACGCUGUGGGCUAAUGGGCAUGUAGCUACUUCCAUGUUUCAGAUGAUACGUCAUGUUUGUAGUCGACCAAUGAAGAUGAGUUUACAUAUCACCUUGGGUUCGUCCUUCACCUUCUCAAAAUGAUCCCACACUUUGGAUUUCCUGCCCGACAUGUUAUUAACUAGCCUGUGGAAUAACCGCAGGUACCAGCCCUGGAGAUUAACCUGACUCCUGUCUGACUGCUGAGCGUGGUCACUUCCUGUGUCUGUCCUUUCAAAGUAAAGUCACACAUGGUCCAGUCAUAUAGGUUUGGAGUUAUUUUGACGAGGAGCAGCUCCUGAUAGAGUUUCAUGUUUGUUUUGCGACUAAGCAAACAAUGAAAUCUUGCCGCCUAAUGACCUUUCUGGUCAACUGUUAAGGGGCAGCUCUGUGACGAAUGUUCACCUUUUUUGGAUUCUUCGUUCACCGUAGAGACAGGAGAUAAAAAACAAUUUUUCUUCAUGAGUUCAAGGUAACGUGGUGAGUAAUCGACAUACAAGCGCCCAUUUUGGGAUUUUAAGUAUUCUUUUAAACCUUUACCUACAGUGAAUGAUGAUGACGUGGGCGUCGUCAUGUAAAAUCCUCAGUUCUGAUCCCGUCAGAACAAAACGAUCAAUCAUCAAAAUAUUCUGUAGACAAACUGUACUGUAAAGUGUAAACAUGCAUCUUUAUAAUAUGUUCAGAUACUUUCUUAUCAAUAAUUUGUACAUUUCAUGAGCUACAUGUUCACGUGCAGUCAAACUGCUGAUGUUAGUGUGGAUGAACAAACUGGUUCCACUGGUUUUAUUGGUGACACACUGUAAAGACUAGUUGUACAUAUGUAGUGCUGGCGGUUGUCUGUAUCGUAACACUGGUGGAGUUUAUUUAACCAAACAGUGUAGAUUUAUUCAUGACGAGCCGCUGCGGCUCUGUGACAUCACUGGAUUUUAUCACCUGAAUUAUAUUUCAGCCUCUUUAUAUGUUAACUUAUUUUAUAAAACCAUAGAUGUUUUUAAACUGUGAUUGAAACACCCCCCCCCCCCCGACAGGAUGUGAUGCUCUGAGUGAACAGCAGGUGGCAGCAGAUGCUCAUGUUUCAACAGGUGAUGAGGUUUGACUGCAGCUGAGCGUCUGUAAGUCUGUUCCUCCGACACGUCUGACAGUGAAGAAUAAAAGUCAUCCUGUAAUACUACCAUGAAAUACUUCAUUACAAGUAAAAGUAUGCAUUCAAAAUUUAACUUUAUUGAGAUUAAAUUUAAUAAAGAAUAAAAAGUGAAGAAGAAAUUUGAAGGAAGAGUAGUCCACCAGUCCUCCCAUAACACAGUCUAACUGGUCCCAGUGUGACUCUAACAGUGGUCAGACUGGUUUGAUGUGUGUGUAUAUAUUCAGUAUCUAUCUGUUGUACAUUAUUCUAUGUAUCAAGC